This is a messenger RNA of Prunus avium (sweet cherry), 1416 nucleotides long. The record is from RefSeq and is a predicted model, not a curated record. NCBI's taxonomy places the organism in Eukaryota, Viridiplantae, Streptophyta, Magnoliopsida, Rosales, Rosaceae.
AUAUAUAUAUAUAUAUUAUAUAAUAUAAAAUAUUUAUCUUGCUAUGUUGAUUGUGUAGCUUUGGCUUCAUUCAUUAAUUCUCUCUAGGUCUGGAAGUUUUUUGGAAAGAUUAAUUUGACUUAUUUUGUAUAUCUCUCCUCUGUCUAGCUUGCCCAUGGUUGAGAAUGCAUCAACCACGGUAAAUCAAGGGGAAGAUAGAUCUUUGUUUUUAAUGGUAACUUUCAUUAGGGGCAAAUACACUAAUGCCAUAUAUGAAGUUAAAUUCAGAUUUGGAGGAGAAGUUGAUGAUAUGGGUGCACGAGUAGCACGUGUAGCCAAGUUCAGUGGUUCUACCCAUUUGGGUGCAAGGAUUGGGUGCAAAUGCCUUCGUUUCCAUUUUCUCAUACAUUUCGUAUGGGGGUAACUGGUUAUGCCGUUGGUUUUGGCAUUAUUUUGUAUACAUUGUCUGACUUGCACGGAAACUUUGAUGUCCUUGCUUUUCACGUGGGUAGAAAGAAUUGGAAACGAGUGGAAAUUGGCACUUGUACUCCUUUCCGAGGGAGGGCCGUGAUUGUAGGCAAGACUAUCUAUGCCUUACAUAUGUUUCAGGUGGAGGCGAUCAUAGCAUACUCCUUGGAGAUUAAAGAAGAUGAUGAGGGUGGUAUUGAAUAUUCACUAGUCCAGCUAUCUGAAUUAAACGGCCUUGACAUUGCAGAUCCGCCAUCGCAAUUUGAUGGACUUGUAACCGACUAUUUGGUUCAUCUGGGAAACCAAGACUUCGUUCAUUUUAAGACUGGCACUAACGAAGAAUGUGAUAAGGUUCAAGAUCUUUGUAUCACCACAUUUCAAAUUGUUCAAGAAGGAAGAAGACAUAUGAUCGAGACCUUACAUUCAACUGUUCUUCCUGUGAAAAUCGAUGUUUGUAAUUGGUUCAUGCUUACGCUCGGCUUUACUCCAGAGUGCGGGGAUUAUGAACCCGUAGAAGGUAAGAGUGCAGCAAGCAUGAAGCAGCCAAAACAAGAAGAUGACACCACUUUGGAUGAGAAUUCUUUGAUGCAUGAGAAAGAAGCCAAACAUGAAGUAGCCUUCAUGCAUCAUGAAAAAGCAAACCAGAAAAAACCCAAGAAUGCAAAUGGAAUAAUUAAAAACAAAAGAAAAAGGAAAGGCGGAUGGAAAGAGGGAUUACAUGUAACCAAAAAAAAGAAGGGGGGAUUAGGUAGUAGAAAACAACCUGUAAUGUAAGUACCUGAGGAGCAGAGCAGGGCAUCCGUACGUCUUUGAUUAGAUAUUAUUGAGGCAUUUUACUGCCAUCUUUUGUUCACAGUUGAUAUUGCUAUCUUUUGUUUUUGUUAGGGAUAUUGAAUUAAUGAUCCUUGUUUACUAUAUAUAAUUAUCAUGGUUCAGUUUGCUGCUGCACAAACUGAUGAAUGUAGAGUU